CGGCCGGCGGGGCUCGGAGCCAGGACCGCGUCCCAGCCAUGCCGGCCCGGCGGCUGCUCUUCCUGCUGCUGCUGCGGCUGCUGCUGCCCGGCUCCGGGAUUUUUGGAAGUGCGAGCACAGUAACGCUGCCUGAAACCUUGCUGUUUGUUUCAACACUGGAUGGAAGUUUACACGCUGUCAGCAAGAGAACAGGCUCGAUCAAGUGGACUUUAAAAGAAGAUCCGGUCCUGCAGGUCCCAACACACGUGCAAGAGCCUGCCUUUCUCCCAGAUCCCAACGAUGGCAGCCUGUACACGCUUGGGGGCAAAAACAAUGAAGGCCUGACGAAACUUCCCUUUACCAUCCCAGAACUGGUGCAGGCGUCCCCAUGCCGAAGUUCAGAUGGAAUCCUUUACAUGGGUAAAAAGCAGGACAUUUGGUAUGUCAUCGACCUCCUAACUGGCGAGAAGCAGCAGACCUUGUCAUCAGCCUUUGCAGACAGUCUCUGCCCAUCAGCUUCGCUUCUGUAUCUUGGACGGACAGAAUACACCAUCACCAUGUAUGACACCAAGACCCGUGAGCUGCGCUGGAACGCCACCUAUUUUGACUAUGCGGCUUCGCUGCCCGAGGACGAUGUGGACUAUAAGAUGUCCCAUUUUGUGUCCAAUGGUGAUGGACUGGUGGUAACUGUGGACAGUGAAUCUGGGGACGUCCUGUGGAUCCAAAACUAUGCCUCCCCUGUGGUGGCCUUCUACGUCUGGCAGCGGGAGGCUUUGAGGAAGGUGAUGCACGUCAAUGUCGCUGUGGAGACUCUGCGCUAUCUGACCUUCAUGUCUGGGGAGGUGGGGCGCAUCACCAAGUGGAAAUACCCGUUCCCCAAGGAGACGGAGGCCAAGAGCAAGCUGACACCCACCUUGUAUGUUGGGAAGUACUCCACCAGCCUGUACGCCUCCCCCUCCAUGGUGCAUGAUGGCGUUGCAGUCGUGCCUCGCGGCAGCACCCUGCCAUUGCUGGAAGGCCCUCAGACUGAUGGUGUCACCAUUGGAGACAAAGGGGAGUGUGUGAUCACCCCCAGCACAGACCUCAAGUUUGACCCUGGACUCAAAGGGAAGAGUAAGCUGAACUACUUGAGGAAUUACUGGCUUCUCAUAGGCCACCACGAAACCCCACUGUCUGCAUCUACCAAGAUGCUGGAGAGAUUUCCCAACAAUUUACCCAAACAUCGGGAAAAUGUGAUUCCUGCCGAUUCGGAGAAAAACUUUGAGGAAGUUAUCAAUCUGGUUGACCAGAAUUCAGAAAACACACCAACCACUGUGUCUCAAGAUGUGGAAGAGAAGCUGGCUCGUGCGCCCGCCAAGUCUGAGGCCCCCGUGGACUCCAUGCUCAAAGAUGUGGCAACCAUCAUUCUGAGCACAUUCCUGCUGGUCGGCUGGGUGGCCUUCAUCAUCACCUACCCUCUGAGCGUGCACCAGCAGCACCAGCUCCAGCACCAGCGGUUCCAGAAGGAGCUGCAGAAAAUCCAGCUCCUGCAACAGCAGCAGAUGCCCUUCCACUCAGAUGGAGACCUGACCCAGGACGCGGAGCCACUGGACACAUCCAGCCACUUCUCUGAGAGCUCGGGCACCAGCAGCCCCAGCCUGUCGCCAAAAGCCUCCGACCACUCUCACUCCAGCAGCUCCGCCUCCAGAGGGGCUGGCACCAGCCCCCUGCUGGAACAGGAUGACAAGGAUGAAGAGACCAGCAUGGUAAUUGUUGGGAAAAUUUCAUUCUGUCCCAAGGAUGUCUUGGGCCAUGGAGCUGAGGGCACAAUUGUGUACCGGGGCAUGUUCGACAGCCGCGAUGUCGCUGUGAAAAGGAUCCUCCCUGAGUGUUUCAGCUUCGCGGACCGUGAGGUCCAGCUGCUUCGAGAAUCUGACGAGCACCCCAACGUGAUCCGCUACUUCUGCACGGAAAAGGACCGGCAGUUCCAGUAUAUUGCCAUUGAGCUGUGUGUGGCCACCCUGCAGGAGUAUGUGGAGCAGAAGGAUUUUGCCCACCUUGGUCUAGAGCCUAUCACCUUGCUGCAGCAGACCACCUCGGGCCUGGCACACCUGCACUCCCUCAACAUUGUUCACAGAGACCUGAAGCCCCACAACAUUCUCCUCUCCAUGCCCAAUGCACAUGGCAGGAUCAAGGCCAUGAUCUCUGACUUUGGCCUCUGCAAGAAGCUGGCAGUGGGCAGGCACAGCUUCAGCCGCCGCUCUGGGGUACCUGGCACCGAAGGCUGGAUUGCCCCAGAGAUGCUGAGUGAAGACUGCGAGGAGAACCCUACCUACACAGUGGACAUCUUCUCUGCAGGCUGUGUCUUUUACUACGUCAUCUCUGAGGGUAGCCACCCUUUUGGCAAGUCUCUGCAGCGGCAGGCCAACAUCCUCCUGGGCGCCUGCAGCCUUGACUGUUUUCACUCAGACAAGCAUGAAGACAUUAUUGCCCGGGAGCUGAUAGAGAGAAUGAUCGCCAGGGACCCUCAACAGCGGCCCUCUGCAAAGCGUGUGCUGAAGCACCCAUUCUUCUGGAGCCUAGAAAAGCAGCUCCACUUCUUCCAGGAUGUGAGUGACCGGAUAGAAAAGGAGUCUUUGGAUGGCCCAAUCGUGAAGCAGUUAGAGAGAGGUGGGAGAGCCGUGGUGAAGAUGGACUGGCGGGAGAACAUCACUGUGCCCCUGCAGACAGAUCUACGUAAAUUCAGAACCUACAAAGGCGGCUCUGUCCGAGACCUCCUCCGAGCCAUGAGAAAUAAGAAGCAUCACUACCGGGAGCUGCCCGGGGAGGUGCAGGAGACGCUCGGCUCCCUGCCCGACGACUUCGUGCGCUACUUCACCUCGCGCUUCCCGCGCCUCCUGUCGCACACCUACCAGGCCAUGGAGCUGUGCAGCCGUGAGAGACUCUUCCAGCCCUACUACUUCCAUGAGCCCCCGGAGCCCGAGCCCCGAGCCACUCCAGAUGCCCUCUGAGCCGGGCAAGCCCUCUGGUCUGUGACUGCGGGCCUGGCCUCUGCGUUCCCGAGCUGGAUGCCCGCCAGCUUAGCAGGGAGACCAGGCUGCCCCCACCAAGUGCCUUGAGCUGCCACUCUGCAGCUAGCAGAGGAUAACGCUGACCCUCGCAAGUGGGAGCGGGGACCCCUCAUGACCGCGGGGAGCUGAGAAGACGGCAGCCCAGAAGCUGUACAGGCGAGGACGUCUGCAAAGGAGGACCCGUCCCAGAGCCGCGCAAGGAGCACCAUCGCCCUGUGCUGGAUGAACUCGCUUCGGCUCUCGUAUCUACCUAAAGUUCCUGCUGUUGGCAGUCCAGGGCCCUUCAGGAAGGGCGCAGAGGAAUUCUGGCUCGCUGUGUGCUAGGAGCAGUUAGGCCGAGAUGCAGUACGCUCAGCCUCUGCUAAAAGUGGCUCAAGAAGCAGCAGGGUGCUCAAUACGGGGCAUUCAGAGGUGUUGUGAUGGGGACAGGGGGCACCUUAUUGAUCACAGAUGUGCCCAGAGCGCCCAUGUUACCUCAAGCAGCAGAGCUGUGGGCACCGGCAGGUGAAGUUAGGGACUGGCCGCUGACGCACGUGGACGGCGGGGAUGUUGUGGGUGUCUGGCGGUGAACAGGUGCAGCGCUGGCCCAGGGCACCAGUGGCCUAAACAGUGGCCAUGGUGGAUUGCGUUGUUGGCCUCUGGGGCUAGAUGUGAAGAGUUCCCUGGCCAUCAGUGAGGGCAUCCAAGACUAGGGGACAGGCCUUCAGGACCAGAGGGAAACAACCAAAUUGGAGCAUCCCAGCCACCUGGAGAAAGAUCUGAGCCAGACAGAAGAGGGCGAGCAAUGAGGUCCCUCUGUCCCUGAGGCCAGCAGAUCAGCACACACCUUGCGAGUGGGAGCUGUGGGGUGCGUCCCAGGACCAGGGUCGCUGUGGGCUUCCUGGGUCAGCUUGUUUCUCCUGGCAAGUUUUAGUGACUGUAUUUUGAUCAUACUGAAGAAAGCUAUAUAAUAAGUAAGCUUAAACUUAACUUGAAGCUUACUCGCAAAGAAGCAAUGCAAGACAUAAUAGUUUUCCAUUUUGUGCCAUACCAAAAUAUUGCCAUCCCCUCAAGAAUGUAGAACAUUCUCUAAUGCAGAAGACUAAAACAGUAUAGCAACACUAGGUAAAUGUAUUGCCAAAGUAAAUUAUAUCAGUACCUUUCCCCCUAAAAUUAAUAUAGUUUUUAACUUUAGUUUUAGUCAAACUUCCUGUCUUCUCCCCCCAGGGCCUGAGGGGUUAAAAGGCAGCCAGUGCUGGGUGGGGGGUGCUCUGUGUGCAGCUCCUCCAACCCGUGAGGGUUCGCUGCACUCCUGUCAGGCUGGAGCUCGUUCCUUUGUGGAUGGCAAGAGUGGCCCUGCCAGUGGGAGUCACUGCUGCUUCCUGAGACAGGGCUUCUGGGGUGUUGCCGCGCGGCCCGCUCUCGCAGGGCGUCCUCUGCCUCUGUAGAAGUCCGUCCUCUCGCUUCCGUAAGGGCCAAUGUGGGCUUUGUCUUAUAUGGUCCUAUGUCUUUGAACCUAUGGGUCACCCCAUUUCGACCUUGGGACCUCGGCCCCACAGUGGCUCCCUGCACAUCUCAUACCGUAGCACUUUUUGUCCAUGGCCCAGGAGGUGACAGCACAAGACAGGUCAGGAGGUCGGGCAGUGCCAUCUGUGGCCGGACAGGACAGUCACGGGGCACUGCUGCUCGCCUUGUCCUCGUAGCUGUCUUCCCUUUGGAAGGUGCCAAGGAGAUCUGUGGGGGCCUGACUUGGUGUGGUAUCCCCAUUUGAACUCAGCUUGCUUUUCAAAUGCCCUUUCCGCUUAGACUUCUCAAAGUCGUGUGUUCAGCAGGUUUGAUCUGAGCAUUUUCCAUAUGGAGCUAGGCGAGACAUAAAAUGCCAGACAGGAAAAGCUGCCUUUGUGAAGUUUCUCACAAGAGUUGGCAGCAAGUAUCUGGCUAACAAGAAAACCCAGGUGUAUGGAAAGAGCGUGUGUUUGGGGUUUGCCCCUGUUCUGCCUUAAAACUGCCCUGUCCCAGAAUCUGUUCCCAUCAUUUCCGUCUGUCCUCUCCCCGACACCUUUAGGGAACAGGCAGUGGUCAGCCCUUCAAGUUUGUCUGGAGAGGGGUCCAUUGUCAUGGGAACUGUGGGCAUCAUCUCACAUACCCACUUGGUAGGACUCUAGUUUCCCAUUGUGCCCACAAGGGAAGCUGUCUUUCUUCAGGCCAGAGGAGCUGUGCAGUGGCACGUCUCUGGGGGCUUCUCCAGUCCCUGGAUGGCUGUGUAACUAGAAGCUUAUUCUCUUCAUCUUUAAGGUGGCAUCGAGUUGUGUGUUGGGAAGGAAAUGUUUGAAGUUUGCCUUUUGUUGAACCUCUCUCCUGCCCACAUGCCGGAAUUUCUCUUGCUGUUUGUUGAGUCUUUUCAGUUUCCAUGAGGCACCAAAGCGUUUGGAGAACACUGUGUCCCUUGAUAAAUCACUAGCAAUGGGUGACUGAAGGUGAAUCCUGGGUACAGACGUGUCCCCUGCUCUCGGUGCCGCAGCAGUUGGCUUUUCCCCACGGUCAGGACAGAGCGGGACCGCGGUAGUGGUCUGAGGACAGUGGGUCCAGCCCUGUGCUUCCUGCCACCAACUCUAAAAAUAAUUAAGUCCUGGUCAGGGUUGACUUGACCUUGCAGAGAGGUUGUGUGCGCAUGGGAUUCAGUUAUCAUUGACAGCUCUAUCUCCCUCAGUGAAGAGAGGUCUCUGGAGUGACCUCCCGCGGGUGCUGUGACCCCGCACUCAGGAGCUGCCUUUUGGCUGCUUGGCGGUCACCUCCCAGCUGCUUCCUUUCCAACGCGUGCACUUGGGCCCUGUGUGAUUUCCGUCUGUUCAUGAGGUCCUUGUCAGUCUGUCUGUCUGAAAGCACCGGAAGAGCCUCCUCAGCUCCCCACUUGCCCUUCCUGUUGCUGUGAUCUGCUUCCAGCAGCUCUGCUCCUUGUCCACCUCCCCCUCCGGGAGCAGCGACACUCGACUCUCCUGGCCUUGGCAUUCCCCAAGGUCAUUCUUCCUUCUACUGCGGAGCCCAGAUUCUGCCUGUCAGGCUCCGGCCAUUGUCUUUGAAUCCAAAGCGUCUCUCCUCUCAUUCUUGCUUUUCUCUAGGAACGUGUGAUUCUCCAUGAGUAACUCUGGUUGGUCUGGGCACGCAAGUCCUUUCUGUGUGUCCUGAAAAGCUGCAAAGACCUGUGUGCCUGAGCCUCCCUCCAGAGCUGCCCUUGCCAUGCUGCUGACCAUCCCGUGUGGCCUGGCCUCUCCUGCACCCCACGUGUUUGUGGAUACAGUAUUCCUUCCCAGUGUCCCUAAAGCUGUGACGGGGGGACCCCCAUACACCUACUAAGCAUUACUGGUCAACUAUACGGUGUUCUCACCUGCGAACCUUAUGUAGUGUUCUUUUUGCAAUGACCUAUUUAUUGAACCUAUUUAUAUUUAUUUAAUUUUUACUCCGAAGUAUAUCCAAUUACAAUUGCACUUACUUAAAGCACAUCAGAUAAUGUUUUGGACAAUACCCCUGGCCAUUUUAAAACUGGAAAAGGAAAAGUUAUACUGUAUCCUUCUGCCUAAAGGUAGUCUUGUCUUUAAAGGGUGAGUAAUUUGGUCGGGGUAAAAUGUUAAUUUUUAGAUGAUUUUUAAAAUAUUGUGGAAUGUGUCUUCUCUGUGGACAGUUAAUUGUUUAAUUAGUAUAUGUUGAUUGUUUGAUACAGUCCUCUUUGUGGAACCCCAAAUCCUCCUUUUAGCUUUAUAUUAUAAACUGCCAGAUUGUACAAUUCUAUGUGUAUUUUUAAAGCUUGAUGAUAUGAAGUUAUGUAUGUUAAGCGGCCUAUUUUUGUACCUCCUGUACAGUUUUAUAAUUCUGCUGAUUGAUGAAGGUGACUUCCGUUGAGCCAACCACAAAUAAAAGGAGUUUUAGACUUGGGA
Messenger RNA from Jaculus jaculus (lesser Egyptian jerboa), 6940 nucleotides. RefSeq names its product endoplasmic reticulum to nucleus signaling 1 (gene Ern1). Gene Ontology annotation, cellular component: IRE1-TRAF2-ASK1 complex. NCBI's taxonomy places the organism in Eukaryota, Metazoa, Chordata, Mammalia, Rodentia, Dipodidae. Gene Ontology annotation, molecular function: RNA endonuclease activity; protein serine/threonine kinase activity; ATP binding. Bases 39 to 2969 code for a protein of 976 amino acids. The record is from RefSeq and is a predicted model, not a curated record. The transcript is spliced from 22 exons. Gene Ontology annotation, biological process: mRNA processing; intrinsic apoptotic signaling pathway in response to endoplasmic reticulum stress; protein phosphorylation.